Molecule: messenger RNA, 2396 nt
Organism: Rhineura floridana
Lineage: Eukaryota; Metazoa; Chordata; Lepidosauria; Squamata; Rhineuridae
Gene: PPM1G
Product: protein phosphatase, Mg2+/Mn2+ dependent 1G
Exons: 10
Coding region: 204-1901 (565 amino acids)
Biological process (GO): protein dephosphorylation
Cellular component (GO): nucleoplasm
Molecular function (GO): cation binding; protein serine/threonine phosphatase activity
Source: RefSeq, a predicted model, not a curated record
GCGGACUCCCCUUGCCUCACUCGGCUUCCGGCCUCCCUCCCUCCUGCCGUGCGGUGGCGACUCUAUGGUGCCUGCUUCCGGUUCCGUCUCCCGGUCUCCUUCCCUUGCUCGGUUCCUUUCUGCCUCCGCCUCCGCCCGCCCCUUUUCCCUUGUCCGGCUCGGCGGGGCCUGCGCCUGCCGUCCUGCCUGCCUGCCUGCCAGCCAUGGGUGCCUACUUGUCGCAGCCCAGCACGGCCAAGAGUUCCGGGGACGGCUCCGGGGCAGGGCCGCGUCCGCUGCACUUCGGCUAUAGCGCCAUGCAGGGCUGGCGAGUCUCUAUGGAGGACGCCCACAACUGCAUUCCCGACCUGGACAGCGAGACCGCGAUGUUCUCCGUCUACGACGGGCACGGAGGGGAAGAAGUUGCUUUGUAUUGUGCCAAAUACCUCCCAGAAAUCAUCAAGGACCAGAAAGCAUAUAAGGAAGGCAAGUUGCAAAAGGCACUUGAAGAUGCUUUUCUGGCAAUUGAUGCCAAGCUGACAACAGAGGAGGUGAUCAAGGAAUUGGCACUGAUGGCAGGUCGACCCCGAGACGAUGGCGAGGAGAAGGAGGAAAAAGUGGCAGAUGAAGAUGAUGUGGACAAUGAGGAGGCUGCCUUGCUGCACGAGGAGGCCACCAUGACCAUUGAGGAGCUGCUCACUCGCUACGGCCAAAACUGUGUCAAGGGCAAGCUGGGGCCACCAGGCAGAGAACUGGCUCAGGAGGACCCCCCGGCCCAGAGCCUGAAUGGGGAGGCAGACGCAGAGGAGCUGUUGAGGCAUCAGGAGGAGGAGGAAGAGGAGAACGGCCAGCUCCGCCCCACCAGCACCUCUCCUGGCCCAGAUGCAGCUGGUGGAGGGGAUGCUGCCCUUUCCCAGAAGAAGGCUGCUGCAGAGGGGGAAGCACCCUCUGCCACAGGGGAGGCCGAGCCAUCCUGCUCCUCCACAAGCAAGGCCCAGCGAGCCGCCAAGUCCAAGUUCUUUGACGACAGCGAGGAGGAGGAGGAAGAGGAGGAGGAGGAAGAGGAGGAGGAGGAAGAUGACAGUGAGGAGUGCAGUGAGGAUGAGGACGGCUACAGCAGCGAGGAAGGAGAAGAUGAGGACGACACGGAAGAAGCUGAGGAGGAUGAGGACGAAGAUAUGAUGCUUCCAGGCAUGGAGGGCAAAGAGAAGCCUGGCUCAGACAGUGGCACAACAGCAGUGGUGGCACUCAUCCGGGGCAAACAACUCAUUGUGGCCAACGCUGGGGACUCUCGCUGCGUGGUGUCGGAGGGCGGCAAGGCUGUGGACAUGUCUUACGACCACAAGCCAGAGGAUGAGGUGGAGCUGGCCAGAAUAAAGAACGCCGGUGGGAAAGUGACUCUGGACGGCCGUGUGAACGGGGGUCUCAACCUCUCCAGAGCCAUUGGAGAUCACUUCUACAAGCGCAACAAGAACUUGCCGCCAGAGGAGCAGAUGAUUUCUGCACUGCCAGAUAUCAAGGUGCUGACAGUCAAUGAGGACCACGACUUCAUGGUCAUCGCCUGCGAUGGCAUCUGGAACGUCAUGAGCAGCCAAGAGGUGGUAGAUUUUGUCCAGUCCAAGAUCGCUGGAAAGGGGGAGAGCGGAGAGCUGCAGCCUCUGUCGUCCAUAGUCGAAGAACUCCUGGACCGUUGCUUAGCUCCUGACACGUCUGGGGACGGGACAGGCUGUGACAACAUGACCUGCAUCAUCAUCUCCUUCAAAACACGCCCCAGCCAGCCCCCCCCUGCCGAGGGCAGCAAACGGAAACUGGAGGACGAUGACAACACAGGGGCGGCGACGGUGGCGGCAGUAGCAGUAGUGGCGGCAGCAACCACAGCCCCCACGGAAGAGAGCUGCAGCAAGAAGGCCAGACAGGACUAGCACCCGAGUUGGGCUGGGGAUUGCCUGAGCUCGCACUGGACUCUUGUUUUCUAAAACAAUGCUGAACUCUCGAUGCCUGAGUUAGGCCAUUUUUAGCCUUAGGGAGGCCCAGUUUGUCUGUGUCAGUUUGGAGGGAGGAGAGAGGUUCCUGUGGGUCCCACUCACUGUUCUUUGCAACCAUUCCAAAGAGUGAAUGGCAGGGGAGGUCUAGGGCCCAGCCGGAGCCCAGCUGCCGACCUCCUCCUCACUCCCCCUGCCCACCCAUCCCCCAACCCAGCAGCGUCUCCAAAUGGUGGUUGCCAUUUCUGUGCCUGUGAUGUUUCUUUUGGUGGGAAGCAGUUUUUCAUUGUGGAGGUUUCUAAGCUGCCCCCCACCCAUUUAAGGCCUUGUUUUUUAUUUGGGGGAUUGGGUCCCCCACACACACAUUGGCUGCUGAGCCUCACUCUGUGUCAUUCACUUUCAACAGAUUUUUGAAACUAAAAGCCCAAAAAAGUA